GCUUUCUCUUCAAUUUUGGUUUCACUAGCUUUUGAAAAUGGCAGGGGUGAGCAGCUGCAUGAAAUAUUCCAUGUUCAUCUUCAACUUUUUGUUCUGGAUGUGUGGUUGCAUUAUUCUGGGGGUCUCAAUCUGGAUGCGUGUAAGCAAAGCUGCUCAGGAGGAUCUCAAUUUAGAUAGUAGCCUGUUUUCAGCUGUUGACCUGAUGAUAGCAGUGGGCUCCAUCAUUAUGGUCCUUGGUUUCCUGGGGUGCUGUGGUGCAAUGAAGGAAAGUCAGUGCAUGCUGAUUUUGUUUUUUAUUGGACUGCUUUUGAUCCUGAUUCUUCAGGUCGUAGCAGGUAUUUUGGGAGCAGUGUAUAAGUCUCAGAUAGAAACAACGCUUAACAAGACUCUCUUAGAGGAGGCAAAGAAGUUGCAAACCGUCACUCAGGAUUCUAAAGUAUUUCAAGAGAACUUUCAGAAGUUUGAGAAAAUGAAUCAGUGCUGUGGUUUGGUGAAGGGAUCUGAAGACUGGGGGAGCAAUUUUAAUUCUCCUUAUGGUAAUUUUAAGAUCUGUGAGUGUGCAGAGAAAGACCAAAAUACAGAUCUCUGCAUCUUUUAUUCUAACAGAUACAUUUAUAAAAAGCCAUGUAGCAUUGUGAUAAUUGAUUUCUUCAAACACCAUAUGGUCAUACUCAUGGGGAUUGCAUUUGGAUUGGCAUUUAUUGAGAUUGUUGGUUUGGGGUUUUCGAUGAGCCUGUACUGUCAGAUCCAGAGAAAAUGAAACAAUGGAAGAGUCAGA
This is a messenger RNA of Gopherus evgoodei (Goodes thornscrub tortoise), 778 nucleotides long. It is a transcript of the gene TSPAN8, whose product is annotated as tetraspanin 8. The record is from RefSeq and is a predicted model, not a curated record. The transcript has 8 exons. Gene Ontology annotation, cellular component: membrane. The coding region runs from base 38 to 760 and encodes 240 amino acids. Lineage: Eukaryota; Metazoa; Chordata; Testudines; Testudinidae.